Molecule: messenger RNA, 3643 nt
Organism: Chionomys nivalis (European snow vole)
Lineage: Eukaryota; Metazoa; Chordata; Mammalia; Rodentia; Cricetidae
Gene: Marveld2
Product: MARVEL domain containing 2
Exons: 7
Coding region: 113-1777 (554 amino acids)
Biological process (GO): bicellular tight junction assembly
Cellular component (GO): bicellular tight junction; apical plasma membrane; cytoplasmic vesicle
Source: RefSeq, a predicted model, not a curated record
UUUGUUGUUUAUUUAAAUGAUAAAAUGAUGUAUUUCAGAGACGUUUCCCACAGGUGAAGAUGAGCUGAACCAGUUACAGAGAGUCACACUUUUAACAGUGUGAAAACCCCAAAUGUCGUCAAGUGAUGGAAGGUCCAGGAUUCGGGACAGGGGCUACAGUGAGGUUCCAGGGGACAUGCCUGGUCCCGAUGGUACCAUAAGAACCCUCCAGUCCCUUCAGAGCAGUGAGCUGGCUCUGAGCGCAGAUCCUCUGCCGCCUCCCCCUCUCCCAUUACAGCCACCAUUCGGCCCGAGCUUCUCCUCAGAUGACACAGAGGACCCAGCCAUAGCACCAGACCUCAAGCCGGUAAGGCGCUUUGUCCCCGACUCCUGGAAGAACUUCUUCAGAGGGAAGAAAAAGGAUCCAGAAUGGGAUAAGCCAGUGUCUGAUAUCAGAUACAUCUCGGAUGGUGUGGAGUGCUCACCUCCGGCCUCUCCAGGGAGACCAAACCACUUCCCACCCAGUUCUUACAAAGAUCCUUCUGGAGGGUCGGAAGGUGCCUUCAACUCCCAGCGGGGGGCAGAUGCCAUGUUUCCCCAGGACCCCUACUCAUCCCUAGACCGGCGCACACAGACGGCGCGGACCUACAGUGAGAAGGUGGAGGAGUACAAUAUGCGAUAUGCCUACAUGAAGUCGUGGGCAGGCCUGCUGAGAAUUCUGGGUGUGGCUGAACUGCUUCUGGGGGCUGGCGUCUUCGCCUGUGUCACGGCUUACAUCCACAAGGACAACGAGUGGUACAACUUGUUUGGAUAUACACAGCCCUAUGGCACGGCAGGUCUGGGCAGCACCUAUGGGGGUUAUUACUACAGUGGCCCCAAGACCCCUUUCGUACUCGUGGUGGCUGGAUUGGCUUGGAUCGCCACUAUUAUUAUUCUGGUGCUGGGCAUGUCCAUGUACUACCGCACCAUUCUUUUGGACUCUAACUGGUGGCCCCUGACGGAGUUUGGCGUGAACGUCGCCUUGUUUAUCCUGUACAUGGCCGCAGCCAUUGUCUAUGUGAAUGACACCAACAGAGGUGGACUCUGCUACUAUCCAUUAUUUAACACGCCGAUGAAUGCAGUGUUCUGCCGGGUAGAAGGAGGUCAGAUCGCUGCAAUGAUCUUCCUGUUUGUCACCAUGAUAGUGUAUCUCCUCAGCGCCCUGGUCUGUCUAAAGCUCUGGAGGCAUGAGGCGGCCCGGAGGCAUAGGGAAUUCAUGGAGCAGCAGGAGAUAAAUGACCCAUCAUUGUCAUCAAAAAGGAGAAUGUGCGAAGUGGCCACCAGUGACAGACAGAGAGACCAAGAAGUUAAUCUCAAGGAGUCGAGAACAGUGAAAACGACCCCUGAGCUUCAAAGCGGGCACAUCCCUCCGGGCUACAUUCCCAAGCCCAUCGUGAUGCCUGACUACGUGGCAAAAUAUCCUGUGAUUCGGACGGAUGACGAUCGAGAACGUUACAAAGCUGUGUUCCAAGACCAGUUCUCAGAGUACAAAGAGCUGUCUGCGGAAGUGCAGGCCAUCCUGAGGAAGUUCGAGGAGCUGGAUGCGGUGAUGAGCAGGCUGCCACGUCAUGCUGAAAACCCCCAGGAACACGAGAGAAUUUCAAGAAUCCAUGAAGAGUUUAGGAAGAAAAGGAAUGACCCUUCAUUUCUGGAAAAGAAGGAGCGUUGUGAUUACCUCAAGAACAAACUUUCUCACAUAAAGCAAAGAAUUCAAGAGUAUGAUAAAGUAAUGAACUGGGAUACGCAAGGUUAUUCUUAGCCCGUUUGAAACUGUUUUUAUAGCCAACUGUCUCUUCACUGCCUUUAUAUGCUGGGCUCAUGGGUGAGAAGCGGGCUCUUCCAGGUCAGUUUCUGCUUGGUUUAAUAUCCAAGGUUAAACGCUGUGAUUUUACUCAGACAUUUCAGACCUACCUAGAGCCUUUCCUGAGACUGGCGAAACCGUGUAUUCACCUGAUUCCAGUUUCAUGUUUUUCUCAUUAAAAUGUGUUGCCGUUUUAGAUAUCCGUCUCUGGGGAGGGGCGAGCUCAGAACCCCCAGUUCUGAUCUUGCUUUUUCCUUCAUUCAGGCUGCUUCCUUCAGUUUCUCUAGGAAUUUCUCUUCGUAAGAGAAGUUCUUAGGAGACUCUUCCUAGGGAAGUCACGAGGACUUGAAGCAAAGAUCGGUUGUCACACAUUGUGAUCUUGGGCCACUUGAUUAAGCCUCUGUGCCCUUUGCUGCUGUAAGAUGGAAGUAGGGUGGUACCUACCUCAUAGGGCAGUCAGAGCAGCGCAUCUGUGCGGGAAGUGCUGCGGGCGUGUUGCUGCAUGGGUGAGCUACCUAGGAUGUGUCUCAAGGAACAGUCUUUAACCAGCGGUUAACCAAAAAAGAUUGUCUUUGUGCCUUAAGUAGAUGUCUCGCUGUUGUCUGUGACCAUGCAUAUGUCCCCAAGUCCCCCGCCUAGCCUGUCUUGUGCACAUGGGAAUGACACCUUUUAUUGACUUGGUUCUCUCCAAGAUUCAUUAGCACACUUCAUCUUACCGAUAACCUCCUGGUUGACGUUUUAUUCAUCAGAAAAGUUUUACUAUUUUUUUUUUAAAGAAAUUGUUGGCAGGCAGGAGAUGUAGAUCAGUGGUCAAGGAUUUUCCUGGCAGGCUUAGAAGAAACCCUGAUCCCUAGUAACGUCAAAAAAAAAAAAAAAAAAGAAAAUUAACCAGGCGGUGGUGGUGUGCAGGCCCUUAAUCCCAGCACUUGGGAGGCAGAGGCAGGUGGAUCUCUGGGUUCAAGGCCAGCCUGGUCUACAAGAGUUCCAGAAUGGGCUCUAGAAACCCUGCCUUGAAAAACAAACAAAUAAAUAAAUAAAAUUUUUAAGAUGCUGAAGAUGUAGCUGGGUUGAUAGAACAACUGCCCAGCCUGUGUGAAGGUUCAGUCCCAGCACUGCAUAAACAGUGCAUUGUGUUUAAUGCCUGGGAGGCAGGAAGAUAAGGAGUUCAAAGUCAACCUUUGCACAGUGAGUUCAAGGCCAGCCUGGACUAAGUGAAGUCCUGUCUUGAAAAAUAAAAAUAAAUUAAAAAAAAUAAAAAAAAUUAAGAUGGAGAAGAAAAAAACACUACUUCUGGUUUCUCUCUAUUCAGCAGGAUCUAGCCAAUUAUUUCCCUGAUAGAAUUAUGGUUUCUGCCUCAUAUAGCUUCCAUUCAGAUAACUGAUUAAUGUCCAAAGGAUUUUACAUAGUGGAGAAACCAGAGUAACACAUGGAACAGGCAGAAAGUUCCAGCUUCUACAUGACCUAACUUGUCUUUCUGAGUGACGGGCAGUACAUCUGCAAAUUCAAAUAAGUAAAUAAAUAAGUCGAUAAAAUAUGGUGGUGUGCACAAUGUCCUAGCAUUCAGCAGCUGAGGCAGAAGGAUGUCAAGUUCAAGCCAGCUUGGGCUACAAAGCAAGACUCUGUUGUCUUGUUUUGUUUUUAAAUGUGAGAUAUUCUCAUUUUGUACAUUUAAAAAUAUCUAGCUUAACAUUAAAAUUAAAUGUUAAGGACAUUUAACUUUGUGAAACUUUAUUUUACUGUAUUAUAAAUGUUAAUCUUUUAAGACUGAUGCUGUAGAACCGAUUCUUUUUUAAUGUUAUAUCAAUGCAUAGAUGCAUUAAAAUG